Penicillium subrubescens is the source of this 328-nucleotide messenger RNA. RefSeq names its product Beta-catenin-like protein 1. Lineage: Eukaryota; Fungi; Ascomycota; Eurotiomycetes; Eurotiales; Aspergillaceae. Bases 140 to 328 code for a protein of 62 amino acids. The record is from RefSeq and is a predicted model, not a curated record. The transcript is spliced from 2 exons.
CGAGGAAUGAACCUGCAUUUCGAGCAGAUGCUUUGAUUCUGCUCUUUUUUGGUCUAAAAUACCUGUCGGAGACAUAUCACGGCAUAUUGGCCAAUACCAAGCACUACUUUGCCGUUAGACCACUUGCAUCGCAGCAACCAUGACGAGUGUCGACGAGCUCUUCAAAAAGCCGCUUCCUGCAGGGAGCUCGAAGCGCAAGUUUGAGCCUGUCCAGGACCCUAGUACGCCCCCUCCUAAUCCCCCGCAUACGAGCCUCCGACAGCUUGCUAACAAAACACUCAAGAUGAGCUAUACAAAGCGGCCAAGCUGGACUCCAAUGGCGACGUGA